AACACCUCACUUUUCUAUUUAUAUAUAUAAACCUCACUUCGGCUCAGUCGGCUAACUCCGUCAAACGCACUGCAAACACACAGUCGAGAAAAUGAAGUUACUAUCGGCUGCAGUUCUAUGCUCUCUCCUUCUCAUAGGAACCCUAGCUCUCACUGAGGCUAAGAAGUCAAACAAAGAUUUAACAGAAGUGACUAACAAAGUAUAUUUUGAUGUUGAGAUUGCUGGAAAACCAGCUGGAAGAAUUGUUUUUGGUCUCUUUGGUAAAACAGUUCCCAAAACAGCAGAAAACUUCAGAGCAUUGUGCACUGGGGAGAAAGGAGUUGGAAAAAGUGGGAAGCCUCUUUACUAUAAGGGAAGUGCAUUCCACAGGAUUAUUCCCAGUUUCAUGAUUCAAGGUGGUGAUUUUACUAAUGGAGAUGGCACAGGAGGGGAAUCAAUCUAUGGUGAAAAGUUCAAGGAUGAAAACUUCAAGAUCAAGCAUACUGGACCAGGACUUUUGUCAAUGGCAAAUGCUGGAAAAAACACCAAUGGUUCACAAUUCUUCAUCACAACUGUGACAACCAGCUGGUUGGAUGGUAAACAUGUUGUAUUUGGAAAGGUGUUGUCGGGUAUGGAUAUUGUUUACAAGAUGGAAGCUGAGGGGACACAAAGUGGAUCGCCAAAAGCAAAAGUAACAAUUGCUGAUAGCGGUGAAGUACCUCUAUAAUAAUAAUAUUCCAAUUAAUAACAAUAAUCUUUAUGUAUUAGGUUUGAUGUUUUUUCUUUAUGAUACUAGUUUUCUUGUUUUAAGAGAUGUUAAUGCUAUGUAUCGGGCACAAGUUUUUAACCAAAACUUUUGAAGUGAA
Lactuca sativa (garden lettuce) is the source of this 845-nucleotide messenger RNA. It is a transcript of the gene ROC7, whose product is annotated as rotamase CYP 7. Gene Ontology annotation, biological process: protein peptidyl-prolyl isomerization; protein folding. Gene Ontology annotation, cellular component: cytoplasm; intracellular membrane-bounded organelle. NCBI's taxonomy places the organism in Eukaryota, Viridiplantae, Streptophyta, Magnoliopsida, Asterales, Asteraceae. Gene Ontology annotation, molecular function: peptidyl-prolyl cis-trans isomerase activity; cyclosporin A binding. The record is from RefSeq and is a predicted model, not a curated record.